Messenger RNA from Fusarium mangiferae, 387 nucleotides. RefSeq lists its product as uncharacterized. The coding region runs from base 1 to 387 and encodes 128 amino acids. The record is from RefSeq and is a predicted model, not a curated record. The transcript has a single exon. NCBI's taxonomy places the organism in Eukaryota, Fungi, Ascomycota, Sordariomycetes, Hypocreales, Nectriaceae.
AUGGGGAAGAUUCAGUCUCAUUCUACCAUAUACGCUCAAGCGGUAACCCUAGGGGCCAUUUUAGCCAUUAUUUCCUCGGGUCUUCCGGCAGGAGUGCCGAUAUACAUCGGAUCGGUCGGCUUAGUUAUGGUAUUCAAUCAGCAAACACCCAGCAAUCUCCCUUCGUCGGCUCAUUUGACAGGUGCCAAUGGAAGACGUCCCGAUACUAGAGUCGUUGGUUCGACCUCUGUCAAGAGGACCAAGGAAAGUGUCGAACGGGCCGUUACGAAAGUCAUCCAAUGGCUAGGUUUGUUCGAAAUCAAUGGUUUUGAAAUGAAGCACCUCUCGCCCGGUAUACCUGCUGGUGAUUUUGAUGAAUACGCCGAGAAGAAGCUUGCCGCUAUAUGA